AUGGCUGCUUCUGGGGCUCACAUCCAGCGUCUCCGUGAUGAAGCCACUUGCUCCAUCUGCCUGGAAUAUUUUAAGGAUCCAUUGACCAUCCCAGAGUGUGGGCACAACUUCUGCCGGUCCUGCUUGGUCCAGUACUGGGGGGAAUCAGAGGCAGAGGCUUCCUGCCCUCAGUGCAGAAAAACAGUCCAGAGAAGGAGCCUCACCCCCAACCGGCAACUGGCUAACAUGGUAGAAAUAGCCAAGAAUUUCAGCGUUCAAGGAGGGAAAGAAGACAAAAGAAAAGGAGGAGUCUGCGAGGAGCACCAGGAGCCCCUGAAGCUCUUUUGCAAGAAAGAUGAAGCCCCCAUCUGUCUGGUGUGUGACAGAUCAAAGGAGCACAAACACCACGAGGUGAUUCCUCUGAAGGAGGCUUUCGAGGAAUACAAGGGAGAGAUCUGUCGCUGCCUGGAGAUUCUGAGGAAAGAGAGAGAGGAAAUUCUGGCGUAUCAAGCAGACCUGGAGAAGGAAAGCAAAGACCUCCUUAAAUUGACAGAAACAGAGAGGCUGAAGACUGUGGAGAAGUUCAGAGAACUGCGCCAAUUCCUGGAAGAACAAGAAAAGCGUCUGCUGAAUCAUGAGGAAGAGAUGGAGAAGGAGAUUGCAGGGAGAAGGGAUGAGCAGCUGACCAGACUCACCAGGAAACUCUCCUCUCUUGAGAAGAUCAUCCAGGAGAUGGAGGAAAAGUGUCAGCAGCCAGCGAGUGAACUCCUGCAGGAUGUGAGAAGCACCUUGCAGAGGUAUGAGAAAAGAGAGAGUCCAGAGAAGCCACUGCCUUUCCCUCCAGAACUGAGGAACCAUAACUUGGAAUCCUGUGAUCUAAAUCAUCUUGUGGAGAAUACAAUAAAACAUUGGAAAGAUGCUCUGUUAUUCAGAAAACAGAUUCAGAAAGAUGUCCAGUCAUUCAGAAAUCUCCAGAGAGCAAAUGUGACUCUGGAUCCAGACACAGCCCAUCCUGAACUCAUCCUGUCCAAGGGCCGGAAAAGCGUGAGAUUGGGAGACAAAAAGCAAGUCCUGCCCAAAAAGCCUGAGAGAUUCAACUACUGGCCUUGUGUGUUGGGAUGUGAGGGAUUCACAGCAGGCAGACAUUUCUGGGAAGUCAAUGUGGGAAGUGGGGAAGGGUGGGUUGUGGGGGUCGCCAGGAAGUCUGUGAAGAGAAAGGGCAAGUAUUCCUUUGGGCCUGAGGAAGGGAUCUGGGCUGUGGAGAAGUGUGAAGGCAAGUACUGGGCCUUGACCUCCCCUGACUCUGAUCUGUCCCUGAACGAGGAUCCCAGGAGGAUCCGGGUGACUCUGGACUAUGAAGGGGGACAUGUGUCUUUUUCUGACGCCAAGUCAGGAGCCGAACUCUACACUUUCUCAGGAGCCUCGUUCUCUGGAGAGACCCUCCUCCCUUUCUUUUAUCUGGGCAAAAAUGAAACCCACCUCAGUAUCUCCUGAGGAGACUAAAUCUGCCUCUCAGGCCCAGCAGGAGUUUCUCUCCAGACCAGAGUGACCGAUAUAAAAACCAUUUACCCACCAAGAGUACAUUGGGCAGCUUUUCAAAGGCCCUUUGAGAGGAUUCAUUCCAGUCAAAAUCAGCAGAAAUAACAAAACAAAAAUGGGUUGCUGUUGCUUUGCAUUUUCCUUCCUUUCCCCA
Messenger RNA from Lacerta agilis (Sand lizard), 1672 nucleotides. Its product is annotated as zinc finger protein RFP-like. The coding region runs from base 1 to 1473 and encodes 490 amino acids. NCBI's taxonomy places the organism in Eukaryota, Metazoa, Chordata, Lepidosauria, Squamata, Lacertidae. The record is from RefSeq and is a predicted model, not a curated record. Gene Ontology annotation, molecular function: protein binding; zinc ion binding. The transcript is spliced from 8 exons.